AUGGACACGGUGAAUGUCUCCGAGCUGGUCGCCCGACUGGGUGCGGAGGAGGAGUCGGUGCGCAAAAUGGCAGUCUUCAAGCUGCAGAAUGCCAUUGGCGACCCGUCAUUUGCCGACGUCUUCAUCUACGAGGGCGGCCUCCCCAAGCUGCGCUUCCUGGCGCUGCAUGCCACGGGCAACACGCUGGCAUACUGCCUGACGUCCUUGUCGCGCCUGCUGGAGCUGGACAAGGGCUGGGACCAUGUCACGGAUGACCUCAUCGUGAGAAUUGUCGACCUCGUAGUUGCGCAGCCGCUCGUUAACGUCAAUCGCGGCGCCAUGUCGGUCCUGGCUGCCAUUGUCGGCCAUCCCUCCCACCGCAACUCCCAGCCGGGUGUCACUGGCUUCCAGCGACUGAAGCCGGCAGUCGACACCCAGCCCCAGUUCCUCCCCUCUCUGGUCGAGAAGAUCACCUCGGCCGACCAUGCAUUAUGCGCCAACUCGCUCCAGCUCAUCAAUGCCCUCAUGCGCGACGCCAUCGCCAACGACGCAGACUUUGAGUGGCCCAAGUUCAUCAAACAGCUGCAAGAGCUGGGCGUAAUCAAGAGCGUCUACAUGCUCAUGCAGAGCUCAGCAAUACAGGACCUGGCCCAUCCGUUGUUGGACUUCCAGUCACUGACUAAAAUCUUGCUUCGGAACUGGAGAGAGGAGAAGGUCGAUCUCGACAAGACGGAACAUCGGAGGGCUAUUCGAGGCCUUCACACCGCAAGCAUAACGGAUGCACCGAGUGCGGAUACCAAGGAGAGCAAGAAGCAGAACCCAGAGAAGUGGAGGCGUUUAGGCUUCGACACCGAGUCGCCCGCAUGGGAGUUUGAUGCAACUGGUUUCCUGGGUCUGAUGGAUCUCACAGACUUUGUCUACAAAAAUGAGGAUGGGUUCCAGAAGCUGUUAUUGGAGCAGUCCGCGGAGCCAACAGAACAGCGAUGUCCCAUUGCGCGCGCGAGUCUGUCUGCGACGUUGAUUCUCUACGAGCAUUUUGAGGUGGACAAGUUGGAUGACGUUGAGUCGCACAGAUAUACGGCGCUUGAGUCCCGCGCGAACUUUGACCGAGCGUUCAAGCCUCUUCUGCUGCAUUGGUCAAGAUUGCACACAAGCGGAUUAAAUGCAUUCAUACGACUGUGGAAAGUGUCUGGCGCCCAAGUAGAAGAUUAUGACAAAAUAGAGGAGCUGGUCCGAAUACUGAUAGAACAGGUCGUCGGACAAGCGCCGCGCACCAAGGAUAUCAAGGCCGUGGAGGAGGAAUUGGCAGAGUUCGAGCUGAAGCGCCUCAGACAACUGCAGAUGGAGUUACUCGAGCUCACGUAUGAGGAUGCAUGGGGCCACCACCUGCGGUACGCUCACAAAUCUCCUCCCCGUUCCACUGACACUGACCCCACCAGGCAAGUGCGCGAUGAGCUCAACCACGAGGCGCUGCAAUUUGUCAAGGAGCAACGUAUUAGAUGCUUGCUCCAAGGUGCAUGGUUCCCCAUCGGUGUCGAUUAUGGUUCCAAUGCCGGCCCAGUGACGAGCAAGACGCUCAGUCGUUCGGUCCCUUCAGCGUGGCGCUUUGUCCGACUGUCACACAACCGAAGAUAUCUCCACUACGCUGACUUUGACGAGAAGACAGCUGCGGAGCCCAGGCUAGACUCCCUGCAAGAGAAAAUCGAUCUUUCAAUUGUGUCUUCGGUCGUGAGUAAUGUCUCGGCAUCGGCACCUUCCACGUCGUCUUCUGAUAGCACCGUCACAACCCUGCCUGGCAAUGAACGCGCCUCUACCUCGACCAAGAUCACAAUACAUGGCUACUUACCCCAGACCAAUCACUCGCGUCAGACAUCCGCCGGCUCAGGCGCUGGGCGGAAAGAAUCCGUACUCCUACAACUGCACCCCCAGAGCCAUGCUCUUGCAUCGGAGUGGCUCGAUGGACUGCUUAUGCUGCUCAAUCAGCAACCAAUCACAGCAGAUACGAACAAGCUAGUGACGUUUAUUGGCGGCUAUGGGCUGAAGAUACGCCUGUUGAAUGUUCGCUUUGAGGACGUGGGGCUGGAGGAGCCGAUACUGCCUAGUAGAGAGGGACUGGACGAAGAGUUUUAUUACGAAAUCGCUGGAGGGUAAGAUGACUGCAGACGUUGAUCUCGCCGCGGAAGCAAUGUAGUCUUCCUUCCACGCAGCGUUCAGCUAUUCUGACUCGUUCUUGUGUCACGGCAAUGCGGGCAGAGUCAACCCAACUGGGCCAAUGCGACUAUGUUUGGGCAGCGGAGGAAUACCGUAUCUUGUGCUUGGAUUAAUCGGUGCCAGCAGGGCGGCGCAUGGGCGCGAUUUUUAGAUGUAUUCUUGAGAUACCCUUGCUUCUACCGCAUCAAUCAGAAGAUAGUAUUCUGUA
Parastagonospora nodorum SN15 is the source of this 2398-nucleotide messenger RNA. RefSeq lists its product as hypothetical. Bases 1 to 2130 code for a protein of 709 amino acids. Gene Ontology annotation, cellular component: plasma membrane. The transcript has 3 exons. NCBI's taxonomy places the organism in Eukaryota, Fungi, Ascomycota, Dothideomycetes, Pleosporales, Phaeosphaeriaceae. The record is from RefSeq and is a predicted model, not a curated record. Gene Ontology annotation, biological process: cell motility; actin filament organization.